AGGUGUAGGAAGGGAGGAUGCUGAUUAAAAUAAUAAACUGCUGCUGGAAAGAGCCGAGCCACUGGCCGGAGUGAGGGAGAGAAAGAGACCCGGAGAGGAAGAGAGGGAUAAAAAAAAAGAAACGCUGAGGAAGAAAAAUUGUUGGUACUCUACUCAAAGGUUCCUCAAAGUAGUGUGAAAGAGGAAGAUAGAAGAGGAAGAACAACUGCUCCCAUUACCACUCUGCAAGGAGAUCUGCAGUGGACAGGAACUUCUCUGCAGAGCUCGAUGACAUAGAGACCAGCUUGCCAGACUCUCUCUCCAGGAUCGUGAUUCUGAUCAGGGGCUUCAAUCAUUGGACACGUGGCCUGGGGCUCCAGAGGAGAAGGAGACAUUCUUUCACUAACUGGCCCUGCCUUGGCUGUGAAUAGAAGGGUGUGAGAGGGAGUCCAGGCUGGGGCAGGGGGCUAGUAGUAGGGCUAAGACUGCAUGCCCCUGUCUCUCUCUGUGAGAGUGUGUCUGAUGUGUGUUUGUGUUUCCUCUGCAGUGUGUUAGCAUUACCUUAGUAAGAGAGGAAUGAGAGGUCGGCAGACCAUGUGCCUCUUUGUGUUGCCUCCUGUCACCUGAGUGUGUUUGUGUGUGUGUGCAAGGAUAGUGUGUUUUUUAUCUGAGUAAUUGAGAACAAACACUCGUCCCUACCACGGGUUGGAGUGUAAACCUCUUCCUUAGUGACCGGAGAAGCAGUGGAGGAAGGGAGAGAAAAAGGGAAGGAAUAAGAGGAGAAGCUUGAACGUUUCUUCAGAUUCUCAGUCUUUCCACCUCAGUCUACAAACCUCUCUUGACAGCACUUGGAUAGUUCCCUCCAGUCUCCAGACCUCUACCCUGACCCCUGGAAUUCUACCCCAGCUCAAGGACUUCUUCCCCAGCCUACAGACCACCUCCUACAUCCUACCCAGCCUCAGCCCAGCUCUCAGGACAUCUAACCCCAGGCUUGAGGCAUGACAGCAGGAUAGCUACGGCUCCCUUCUUAGCCUGUGUUCCAUCGAGGAGGAUGCUUCUAUCAUCUAGCCAAGCAGGGCGAACACACACACUGACACACACACGGCGACUAGGGGUAUGUGAAGUGUGUAUGUCGCCGGGUUGGAUAGCCCGACAUUGUGUUUUGAGCGCUAGAUUUAAUUGUAUUUGUAUUUUGAGAACUGUUUUUGACCAUAUUUGGAAUGGAUUUGAUUGCGGUUCAAGUACUGACCUUGACCCUGUUUGAAAGCUGGGUUUGACCGUAACCACUGGAGGACUACCCUAACCCCAGCGACCCUUCUGUGCCUUUUGUCCUCUGUGACCUCAGACGAUGUAGAAGUGAGGGGGAGGGGGAGGAGACUCAUCCUAGAGCCGAAGAUGAUUCGCUUGAACUUCACCUUGCAAGAGCUCCUCAGGAAAUUUGAAGAGGAUAUCCAGGCAGAGAUCGAUGCCCAUAACGAUAUCUAUAAGAGUGUGGACGGGAAUAAGCCCAAGAUGGUCAAGUCCCUGGGAACAUCUGAGGAGGCAGUGUUUCUGCAGCACCGACUGGACGACAUGAACCAGCGCUGGAGCGACCUCAAGACCAAAUCUGCCAACAUACGGGCUCACCUGGAGGCGAGUGCGGAGCGUUGGAGUCGUCUUCAGAGCCUGCUGGAGGAGCUGUGGAGGUGGAUCUGUCUGAAGGAGAAGGAACUGGCCAAACAGAUGCCCAUAGGAGGAGAUGUCCCCACCCUGCUGCAGCAGCACAACCACUGCAAGGUGUUGCGGUCGGAGCUGAAGGACCGCGAGCAUGUUGUGGCCAAUACACUGGACCAGGCGCACACAUUCCUGGCUGACCAGUCCAUCGAGGGGCCGGGAGAACCAUGCAAGAACCUACAGACCAAAACAGACCUGACUCCAGAGGAGAAGGCGCAGGGUGUGGCCAGGGCCAUCAGGAAGCAGACAGCGGAGGUGCAGGAGCGUUGGGAGCGUCUGCAGGACCACGCUGGUGGAUGGCAGAGUCAGGUAGAAAGGGCAUUUGAGAGGCUACAAGAGCUCCAGAGCAACAUGAACCAGCUGGACCUGCGGCUAGCCAGGGCAGAAGAGACCAAGGCUGGCUGGCAGCCUGUAGGAGACCUGCUCAUAGACUCACUGCAGGAACACAUAGAGAAGACCACGGCUUUCAAGGAAGAGAUGGCCCCUCUGAGGCAGGACGUGAAUGUGGUGAAUGAGCUGUCUGGUGAACUAGCUCCUCUGGAUGUGCAGCUGUCCUCCACCUCCUCCAGGCAACUGGAUGACCUCAACAUGCACUGGAAACUACUACAGGUGGCCAUUGAAGAGAGACUAAAGGUCCUUCAGGAAGCCCACAGAGACUUUGGCCCUUCCUCCCAGCACUUCCUAUCCACCUCUGUGCAGCUCCCGUGGCAGAGGGCGCUCUCUCAGAAUAAGGUUCCGUACUACAUCAACCACCAGACUCAGACUACCUGCUGGGACCAUCCAAAGAUGACAGAGCUCUACCAAUCGCUUGCCGACCUAAACAACGUGAGAUUUUCCGCUUACAGAACAGCCAUGAAAAUCCGCAGGCUACAGAAAGCACUAUGCUUGGACCUGUUGGACCUGAAGGUGGCCCAGAGCACCUUUGAACAACACAAGCUUACCCAGAAUGCCCAGCUGCUGACAGUGCCUGAUGUGAUCAACUGUCUGACAUCCAUUUAUGACGGGCUGGAGCAGCAGCACAAGGACCUCGUCAAUGUUCCGCUGUGUGUCGACAUGUGUCUCAACUGGCUGCUAAAUGUCUAUGACACUGGACGCAGUGGGAAGAUUCGUGUCCUGUCCAUGAAGAUAGGAUUGCUCUCGCUCUCCAAGGGCCAUCUGGAGGAGAAAUACAAAUACCUGUUCAGUCAGGUGGCAUCGUCAGGGGAUAAGUGUGACCAGAGACAGCUGGGUCUGUUGCUCCAUGACGCUAUCCAGAUACCACGGCAACUAGGAGAGGUCGCCGCCUUCGGAGGGAGCAACAUCGAACCCAGUGUCCGGAGCUGCUUCCAACACGUGACCAAUAAGGUGGUGCUGGAGCCCAGGCAGUUUGUUGAUUGGAUGAGACUGGAGCCCCAGUCUGUUGUGUGGCUUCCUGUGCUACAUAGAGUGGCGGCUGCUGAGACCGCCAAGCACCAGGCCAAGUGUAACAUCUGUAAAGAGUGUCCCAUUGUAGGGUUCAGGUAUCGCAGUCUGAAGCACUUUAACUAUGACGUGUGUCAGAGCUGCUUCUUCUCUGGACGAACCGCCAAGGGCCACAAGCUCAACUACCCCAUGGUGGAGUACUGCACGCCGACCACGUCAGGUGAGGACAUGCGUGAUUUCACCAAGGUGCUGAAAAACAAGUUCCGCUCCAAGAAGUACUUUGCCAAGCACCCCCGUUUGGGCUAUUUACCAGUCCAGACUGUUCUUGAUGGAGACAGUAUGGAGAUUCCCGUCACUCUCAUCAGCAUGUGUCCGGAGCAGUAUGAGCUUUCCCAGUCACCCCAGCUCUCUCAUGAUGACACUCAUUCCAGGAUAGAGCAGUACGCUAGCAGACUGGCUCAGAUGGAACGCUCCAAUGGUUCUCUGCCCACUGACAGCAGCUCAACUACAGGAAGCAUGGAUGAUGAGCAUGCUAUGAUCCUGCAGUACUGCCAGAACCUAGGGGGGGAGGUGUCUCCCUGCAGCCAGCCCCAGAGCCCUGCCCAGAUCCUACAGGCCGUGGAGAGAGAGGAGCGGGGAGAGCUGGAGCGAAUCAUCCAGCGUCUGGAGGACGAGCAGUGGACCCUGCAGAGGGAGUAUGAGCAGCUGAAGGAGCAGCAUGGGGGUCAGCGGGGGCCUGGUUCUGUGGGGCUCUGGGACCCUGAGGGGUCAUCUCACCUCAGGGGUCCUGAUGAGGCUGACCUGCUGGCUGAGGCCAAACUGCUCCGGCAGCACAAGGGCCGUCUGGAGGCCCGCAUGCACAUACUGGAGGAGCACAACAAACAGCUGGAGUCCCAGCUCCACCGGCUCAGACAGCUACUGCACCAGCCUCUUCUCGUCUUACUUGAUCCUCAAUCCCUCCUCUUGUUUUUUUCCCCUCCUCCCUUGUACACUUUACUACUCCAUCUAUCUUUCAUCGUUUUUCCUCUCUCUCAGCCGGAGAUGGACUCCAGGGUGAAUGGAGUGUCGUCCCCCAGCAUGCAAGAGCGAAGGGCCCUCACCGAAAACACAGGUGAUGUGAGGACCCUCAGAAAGUUCCUUUCGGAGAGACAGAAACAUUCCCAAACACACAGCUUAUACGCUCUCCCUUUUCUGGGGGACAGACGGAGAGCUAGAGCCCCUAGCAAGAGACCUCCCUAAAACCCAAAGACAUACAGAACUUUACUGCUAUUACCACAUCGUCAUCGUCUAGCACUAUGCAAAAUGUACAUUUUAUGAACUGUAGAUUGCACCUGAAGUCGGUUAAACAUUUGUCAGUGAUUUGUAAGAACAUGCCGAUUGUUAUGGAGUUCGGGGGCUUUGUGUAAGAGCAUAUGCUUUUUGGGAUUUUUUUUUUGUUGUUUUUGUUUUGUUCUGCUUAAACUGGGAAUCAAACUGUUUACAUUGUUGUUAUUCCACUGCCUCCCUCUGCUUGUACCCUCUGCCGUCUCCACAAUGGACAUGUUCACUGUUUUUCUCUCUGAUUUGGGAAAGAGAAGGCCCAAUUUAAGAUUAUCGCCUCAAAUGAUCAUUUUAGACAAUCGGCUCUGUGUCAGUCCUUGAAGCUUCACGUAUGUUUUUGAAAAUAUUUUUCCUCUUAAAAGCGUUAAUAAUGCUUUUCUGUCGGAGUUGUCAUGCCGGCCGCAAUUGCAAUGUAAACUUAACCCCUUCUGUGCCUAUACAGUUGUCACUCCAAGUGUGGCAGACUGGUUUAACGUUGUAGUAAUUAAUUUGGAUUGUUGUAUUAAGGCGAGAUAGUGGAAACAAUAAAUUAAUUGAAUUUAAAGCUGUUCAGAAAUAAUUGGGUUUGUAAGUGGCAAUUGUAAGAGGUCAUUGUGUAGAAUAGUUUUAUAAAUCGAUGUAAAAAAAAUAAUAAGAAAGCCAUGAUUGCCUUGCUACCUCAGACACAAACACCUUUUCAUUUGCGUGGUCUGUAACUUGUUUCAUUUCAAUUUUACUGUACUUGUGACAAGAAAACGAACCGAAAAACGUUCUAAGUGUGUUGCUUAUAGAUGUGUACUGCUUUGGGGAGAAACCUAGUAGACAAAGCACAUCCUAUUACUUUACCACCGAUGGGUCUGUGGCCUGCUGCCCAUCAUCAGUAUACCGUGUCUGUAUGUGUUGAUUUUCCCCUGUCAGACCUUUAGCACUGGUCUCUCUCAGAGUUAUGCGUCGUGUUUUGUGCUUUGCUAUCCUGUAAAACUUGUUUGUUUUAAUAACACUACUAUAACCUCCUCCAACUAUGUCCUUGGACUGAUGAUGAUGGUCUUGCCUGAGGUAUGCGGUAUAAAUUGACCACACUAGAUGUAAUAUGGCUACGUAUGUUUUAUUCUAAAUACAUUUUUAUAACAGCU
Messenger RNA from Oncorhynchus tshawytscha (Chinook salmon), 5525 nucleotides. Its product is annotated as utrophin-like. Gene Ontology annotation, molecular function: protein binding; zinc ion binding. NCBI's taxonomy places the organism in Eukaryota, Metazoa, Chordata, Actinopteri, Salmoniformes, Salmonidae. The record is from RefSeq and is a predicted model, not a curated record. The transcript has 23 exons. Gene Ontology annotation, biological process: synaptic signaling. The coding region runs from base 1375 to 4332 and encodes 985 amino acids. Gene Ontology annotation, cellular component: plasma membrane.